AUGAAUAAGGAAGUGUGUAAACGGUUCAAAAAUGUAUGGGAGGAUUUUCCCGAUACAUUGAGUAAUGAAGGCUAUAAAUUUAAAAAUGAUGAUGUUUCAAAUAAUUAUUGUCAUAAUUAUCAAUGUCAUAGUGAUUUCGAUAAAAUUAGUGCUGUAUGUUUAUAUUUGUUUGGUGAGUUUUUUGGGAGUUCUGAUUUGUUUAAUUCUGUUGCAAAAGGAAACAUCAAUAUUGUUGAUUACAUUUUGAUAUGGUUAAGUUAUAUGUUAAGCCUGGACAACAAUCAAAAAAACGACAAUAUAAAUUAUUUUUAUAAUUAUCAAAUAAAUAGUCAUGAUGAGUAUAAAAAUGUAAUAAAUGGUGUUAGUGAUUAUGAGAAUUAUAAGGGUCUUAUAGAUACAAAAAGUUAUUUAAGUAUGGAUAUUAAUAUUAUAUCUAAAUUUUAUGACCCAUUUAAAUCAUUAUGUAACUUGUAUAAUGAACUUGAUGAUAACAAUAAAAAUUGCAAGAACUGUUCGGAUAAAGCUAAAGAAUUUGUUGAAAAAUAUAAAGGACUUAAUGAAGAUUCUGAUAUUACUGAUAGCAGUUCAUAUAAAAAAAUAUUGUCUACACUAUCAAAUGAUUAUGAUAAUUUAAAAAAUGAAUGUAAAGAUGCUCAAGAUAGCAAAUUUCCAGCCCUUACAGAGAUAAAUACACCACAAGAUACAGAACAACCUACUGAACAAACUGAACAAACUGGACAAAUUGGAGAAAAUGUACAAAAGUCUGAUGUUACAUCAUCAAGUUCGUCGAUAGUAAGCAAAGUAAUUCUAGCUUUAUCAAUAUUCAGUGCAAUAACAAUCUUUUUGGGAAUUUUUUUUAAGUCUUCGUUAUUUGUAUUACGGAAAAGAGCUCAAAAACAAUGUUUAAGAGAAAAGCUAAAAAAGUAA
Plasmodium yoelii is the source of this 927-nucleotide messenger RNA. RefSeq lists its product as uncharacterized. The record is from RefSeq and is a predicted model, not a curated record. The transcript has 3 exons. The coding region runs from base 1 to 927 and encodes 308 amino acids. Lineage: Eukaryota; Apicomplexa; Aconoidasida; Haemosporida; Plasmodiidae.